This is a messenger RNA of Melanaphis sacchari, 1113 nucleotides long. Its product is annotated as cyclin-dependent kinase 20-like. The transcript has 5 exons. Lineage: Eukaryota; Metazoa; Arthropoda; Insecta; Hemiptera; Aphididae. The record is from RefSeq and is a predicted model, not a curated record. The coding region runs from base 70 to 1113 and encodes 347 amino acids. Gene Ontology annotation, biological process: protein phosphorylation. Gene Ontology annotation, cellular component: nucleus. Gene Ontology annotation, molecular function: cyclin-dependent protein serine/threonine kinase activity; ATP binding.
UAUGGGUUUUUAAUACUAAAAUCUAACAUUAGGUACUUCACAGACCACAGUUGCAUUUAAAUUAUAUCAAUGGAAAGUUAUAAAAUAUUGGAACGGAUUGGAGAAGGAACGCACGGGCAAGUGGUUCAAGCCAUGGAACGGUCUACUGGUAAAAUAGUCGCCAUUAAGUGCGUACGUUCGUCGGACAAGGCGUCAAAGAACUUGCUACGAGAAAUUGAAUCACUGAAAGCGCUGGAUUCCGAUUACGUCGUAAAGCUGUUAGAUCAUUUUUGUCACAGUUUCAGUUUCUAUUUGGUAUUAGAGUUUGUGGCUUCUGGCUUGCCAGAGAUGUUGUAUGAUGACGAUGUUUUCCUCGACGAUUCCCAUUUGAAAACAUACGCUCGUAUGCUCCUCGCCGGUGUAAUGCACAUGCAUACCACCAACAUCAUGCACAGGGAUCUAAAACCAGCGAAUUUGCUGAUAAGUUCCGAGGGAGUAUUAAAAAUAGCGGAUUUCAGUUUGAGCCGUCUGCUACUGACAACGGCGGCUGCUGACGACAAUGUCGAUGAACAACGUAGCGGGCGCAACCGAUGUUGUUACACAGGCCAAGUAGCGACACGCCGAUAUCGUGCUCCUGAACUUUUGUUUGGCUCUGUCCACUACGACCAAUCAAUUGAUAUGUGGUCGGUCGGUUGCAUUUUAGCAGAAAUGCAAAUGAAAACUCCUCUAUUCGCGGGUGAUUCUGAUAUGGAACAGAUUGCUAUCGUUGUACAUAAUUUAGGGACUCCAACUGAUGAAACUUGGCCAAAUAGGAAUGAAAUGCCAGAUUACAAUAAAUUAAAGUUUACAAAAUGUGAUCCAGUACCAACAAAUGAAUUGUUGCCUGAUGUUGAUGAAUUUUUAGUUGAUUUAGUGGGAAAAUUAAUUUUAUACAAUGCGGAUAAGAGAUUAAAUGCAUACGAGGCAUUACUUCAUCCUUAUUUUUUUAAUGAACCAUUGCCAUGCUUAGAACAUCUAAUGCCAAAACCACCAAAUGAUCAUAGACAAAAACUUAUGCAAAAACCAAUCGAAGUAAUUGAAAAUUUGGAAAGAAAUUUUAGUUGUUUAUACCAAAUACUUGAUGAAACGUUGUAA